CGGGGCGGGGCGGGGCGGGGCGCCGCCGCGCGUGCGCCAGCACCGGAGCGAGGCCGGGCCGCGGUGCCGCCGGUGCCCCCGCGCCCGCCGGGCGCCGCCGCGGCGAGGAUGAACUGGCUGUUCCCCUUCGCUAAGGGCGGCGGCUCCUCCUCGCCCGCCGCGCCGCUGCCCGCCCGCACCAGCCUGCAGCAGCAGAAGCAGCGGCAGAUCGAGUCCCUGCGCGGCGCCCACGCCUCCAUUGCAGAAAUUCAGAAAGAUGUGGAAUAUCGACUGCCGUUCACUGUAAACAACUUGACAAUUAAUAUUAACAUCUUGCUUCCACCUCAGUUUCCUCAGGAAAAACCAGUUAUCAGUGUUUUCCCACCUGUGAGACAUCAUUUAAUGGACAAGCAGGGAGUGUAUGUGACCAGUCCAUUAAUAAGUAAUUUUACAAUGCACUCAGAUCUUGGAAAAAUUAUUCAAAGUUUACUGGACGAGUUUUGGAAGAAUCCUCCAGUUCUGGCUUCUAGUUCAACAUCAUUUCCAUACCUUUUCAACAAACCGGCUGGAAUGCCUCCUUAUGCUCCUCAGGGGUUUCCAUUUCUUCCUCCAUACCCACCUCAAGAAACAAACAGAACAAUGGCAGCCGUGCCUGUUGCUGAAUCAGUUUCUUCAAGCUACACUACAGACAAGCCUGCUGCUCCCUCUUACGGCUUGAUCCCUGAUCUGCCGCUACCUGUUCCGACAGCAGAAGCAGUGCUUCAGGUUGGCCAGAAUGGAUUUACUUACAAGAUGCCUGAUGUUCCUGAGACAUUUCCAGAACUCUCAGAAUUAAGUAUAUCGCAGCUGACCAGUAUGAACGAGCAAGGAGAAGUGCUACUGGAACAGUUUGCAGCUUUACCACAACUGAAGCAAGUCAUUACUGAUAGAAAUGAGUUAGUGAAAAGCAUUGAAGAGCUGGCAAAAAAAAACUUGUUGCUGGAGCCUACUCUCGAGGCAAAAAGACAGAUGGUGUUGGAUAAAUAUGAGCAACUGACACAGAUGAAAGCAGCCUUUGAAAAAAAGAUGCAGAGACAGCAUGAACUUAGUGAGAGUUGCAGUCCAAGUGCUUUGCAAGCCAGACUUAAAGUAGCUGCUCAUGAAGCUGAAGAGGAAUCUGACACUAUUGCAGAAGACUUCUUGGAAGGCAAAACAGAAAUAGAUGACUUCCUUAGUAGUUUCAUGGAAAAAAGAACACUCUGCCACUGUAGAAGAGCCAAAGAGGAAAAACUUCAACAGGCAAUAGCAAUGCACAGCCAAUUUCAUGCUCCGCUAUAGACUUCCUGCAAACUACACCUGCCAAGAGAACAAGUGAAAAACCCAAUAAAGCACACUUUUUAAUAACUAUUAUUUGCAAAUAAGCAUUUCAUCUUAUAUGGUUGUAUUUAUAGAAGAGAUUGUAUACAGAGUUGGGAUGGUUUUUGUACAAAUUAGAAUGUCUCUUUAUAUUCUCAUUGUACUCAAGAAUCCUUCUAUUGCAAUCUUUGCACUAAUUUCUUGUAUUUAUUGUUGAUAGUUCCUACUAUAUUUAAGUUCCUGCUGCUAUACUCCAUUCUUCAGAGACUGAUUAUCUAAACAUGUAAUUUUGACUAGCUUUUUACAUUUUUAUAAAAACAUAAUUCAUAUCUUUUUUGUAUUUUGAAUUUUAAGCGUAGAUUUGGCUUGAUCUGUGGAAGAGUUUGAGAUAAGUGGUGAUAGGGCUUUGGAAACUGAAGAAGUUCAUAAUUUGAGAUUGUUAGUGGAUUUGAUUCACAAGCUGUCUUUUCUUGAAGCCAAAAUGUUUAAGAACAAGUUUUUUACUUUUAAGUAAUAUUACAGAACUGAGUAUAGCCUGUAUUGUGUUUUGGAUAAGUAGAUUUGGAUUAAGCAAAGGAUGUGUUAGAACAAAUUAUAUUGGAAUCAAAACAGAAUAAAUGAUCUCUGUGUAGAUUUGGUAUGUUGCUCAGUAGCACUGAAGCGCUUGAUUUCAGGAGUGGCUUGGUACCUACUAUAAUUAAACACAAUUUUCAUCUCACAA
Messenger RNA from Falco peregrinus (peregrine falcon), 2035 nucleotides. It is a transcript of the gene VPS37A, whose product is annotated as VPS37A subunit of ESCRT-I. Lineage: Eukaryota; Metazoa; Chordata; Aves; Falconiformes; Falconidae. Gene Ontology annotation, cellular component: ESCRT I complex. The record is from RefSeq and is a predicted model, not a curated record. The transcript is spliced from 12 exons. The coding region runs from base 109 to 1296 and encodes 395 amino acids. Gene Ontology annotation, biological process: protein targeting to membrane; protein targeting to vacuole; ubiquitin-dependent protein catabolic process via the multivesicular body sorting pathway.